Leptomonas pyrrhocoris is the source of this 827-nucleotide messenger RNA. RefSeq lists its product as hypothetical. The transcript has a single exon. Lineage: Eukaryota; Euglenozoa; Kinetoplastea; Trypanosomatida; Trypanosomatidae. The record is from RefSeq and is a predicted model, not a curated record. Bases 87 to 827 code for a protein of 246 amino acids.
AGUGGAGAUUCAUCGUGAUUCCAUUUUUUCCCCUUUGUUUCGCAAAGCGAAGAGCAGAAGUUUUCCAGCUGUAUCAAUGAUGGAAAAUGGAGACUCUCUCGACUUCUGCACAAAAACAGCCUGCUCAUAAAUGUCGUAUGUGCAGCUCGGACGCAGUCCUCUUCCACACGGAUAAAACACGCGAAUACUAUCAGUGUCUAACGUGCCAACUCGUUUUCGUUCCGCUUGAAUACGCGAUCUCUGAGGAGGAGGAAAAGGCCGUGUACGAUUUGCACGAGAACGUUUCUGGGGACGCCGGUUAUGAAAGAUUUCUCUCCAGGGCGGCCAACCCCGUCAUCGAGUACUUUUCGGAAGGAAACGUAGGACACAAUGAUGAUAAGGUGAGGAGAGGCCUCGACUUCGGAUGCGGACCCUGUACCGUUCUGGCCAACAUGCUAUCGGCAUCGCCGCACUAUUUCCACGUCGACUCGUAUGAUUUGUUUUACUUUCCACAAAACGCACGAUUUCUCGAACGCAUCGGUUAUUACGAUUUCAUUACGGCCACCGAAGUGGUGGAGCACUUAGCAGAUCCACUCGCAGUUCUUCGGACGUUGUGGAGUUGCUUGCAAUCCAAUGGAGGCAUACUUGUGAUAAUGACAAAAAGAGUGGACGGAACAAUUGAGCGGUUUCGAAACUGGCACUACAUUCGUGAUCCCACUCACAUCAGCUUUUUCCAUGAGCAUACGUUCGCGUGGCUCUCUAAUGCUCUCCCUGCAUGUAACGAAACUUGCGAAGUAAAGGUUGUUGGACCCGAUGUUGUCAUUUUGCUCAAAAAAAAAAACCAGUGA